Molecule: messenger RNA, 3073 nt
Organism: Megalops cyprinoides (Indo-Pacific tarpon)
Lineage: Eukaryota; Metazoa; Chordata; Actinopteri; Elopiformes; Megalopidae
Product: carnitine O-palmitoyltransferase 1, liver isoform-like
Exons: 19
Coding region: 114-2465 (783 amino acids)
Biological process (GO): carnitine metabolic process; fatty acid metabolic process
Cellular component (GO): mitochondrion
Molecular function (GO): carnitine O-palmitoyltransferase activity
Source: RefSeq, a predicted model, not a curated record
UUGGAGAAGAAGAGGGAGGGAGAGAAGAAGGCAAGAAGAAACAGGCGCUGGUACUGUAGCUAGCAAGCGGUAGCCGUUUCUCGAAUUUUCGUUGUCGCCAGGAAAUUUCAGAGAUGGCGGAAGCUCAUCAGGCGGUGGCCUUCCAGUUCACCAUUACGCCGGAGGGCAUCGACCUACAGCUGUCCCAUGAGGCGCUCAGGCAGGUCUACAUCUCUGGCCUGCGUUCCUGGAAGAAGAAGUUCAUCCGCAUGAAGAACAGUUUCAUCACAGGGGUGUACCCUGCUAGCCCCUCAUCUUGGCUGUUUGUGGUCAUCGCAAUCCUAGCCACCAUGUAUACUCGCUCUGACCCAUCCAUGGGCCUCAUUGCUAAAAUCCAGGAACACCUACCUGUCAGUCAGUCUCUUAGCGUCCAGUGUCAGACAGUGGUGUCGGCAGUGCUCUUCAGUACUCUCCUCUGGCUGUCCCUCAUCUUUACCAUGCGCCUCUGCCUCAAGCAGCUGCUCUCCUACCACCGCUGGAUGUUUGAGCAGCAUGGCAAGAUGUCCAACACCACCAAAGUCUGGGUGGCGCUGGUGCGGAUCUUCUCAGGCAGGCAGCCUUUGCUGUACAGUUACCAGGGGUCUCUGCCAAACUUACCCGUCCCUGCCAUUAAAGACACAUUGAAACAGUACCUGGAGUCGGUGCGGCCGCUGAUGAGUGCCAGCGAGUUUGAGCGUAUGACUAAGCUUGCCACGCAGUUUGAGAACACCCUGGGGAACCGACUACAAUGGUACCUCAAACUCAAGGCACUGUGGGCCACUAACUAUGUGAGUGAUUGGUGGGAGGAGUAUAUCUACCUUCGCGGACGUAGUCCCAUCAUGGUCAACAGCAACUACUACGGCAUGGACUUCCUGUACGUGACACCAACGCCCAUCCAGGCAGCCAGGGCAGGGAACACUCUCCAUGCCUUCCUGCUGUACCGGAGGAAGCUCAACCGAGAAGAGCUCAAGCCUAGUCGUGUCCCAGGCACUGUCAUUCCUCUGUGUGCCGCUCAGUGUGAGAGGAUGUUCAACACCACACGCAUUCCAGGAGAGGAAACUGAUACCGUGCAGCACUGGCAGGACAGUGAUUAUGUAGCAGUGUACCACAGGGGGCGCUAUUUCCGUCUGUGGUUGUACAAAGGGGGGAAGAUGCUGUCACCCAGAGAGAUAGAGCUCCAGAUCCAGAAGAUUUUGGAUGACCCUUCUCCCCCUUUGCCCGGAGAGGAGAAGUUAGGAGCUCUGACUGCAGGAGACAGAGUGCCCUGGGCUCGGACUCGAAAGCAGUUUUUCAGCAGUGGGGUGAACAAGAGAUCACUGGACUGCAUUGAGAAAGCUGCCUUCUUUGUCACACUGGAUGAUGAUGAGCAUGGCAUGAUGGGAGAUGAUCCCGCUGCCAGCCUGGAUCGCUAUGCCAAGUCCCUGCUCCAUGGGAAGUGCUAUGACAGGUGGUUCGAUAAGUCCUUUUCUGUGGUGGUAUAUAAGAAUGGGAAGAAUGGUUUGAAUGCAGAGCACUCCUGGGCAGACGCUCCAGUAGUGGCACAUCUGUGGGAGUAUGUUUUGGCCACAGACAGUUUCCAGCUGGGCUACAAUGAAGAGGGGCAUUGUAAGGGGGAUGUUGAUCCCAAUCUGCCCCAACCACAGAGGUUAACCUGGGACAUUCCCUCCGAGUGUCGAGAGCAGGUGUCUCAGUCUUUGGCGGUGGCCCAGGCCUUGGCCGAUGAUGUGGACUUCCACGUUUUCUCCUUCAGGGACUUUGGGAAAGGAAGAAUUAAGAAGUGCAGACUAAGUCCAGAUGCUUUCAUUCAGCUGGCCCUACAGCUGGCUUAUUACAGGGAAAGGGGCAUGUUUUGUCUGACCUAUGAAGCUUCUAUGACUCGCCUAUUCAGAGAAGGGAGGACAGAGACUGUUCGGUCCUGUUCCAAUGAGAGCUGUGCCUUUGUGAAAGCGCUUGAGGGUGGAGAGGACACAGAGCUUUGUAGGCGGCUAUUGCGAUUGGCUACUGAGAAGCACCAGCACCUCUACCGAAUGGCCAUGACAGGAGCAGGCAUUGACCGACACCUUUUCUGCCUUUAUGUGGUCUCGAAGUACCUGGGUGUUGAGUCACCCUUCCUGAAAGAGGUGUUGUCGGAGCCGUGGCGCUUGUCCACCAGUCAGACUCCAGUCCAGCAAGUGGAGCUGUUCGAUCUGGUCAACCAUCCAGAGUACAUAUCCUGCGGAGGAGGCUUUGGUCCAGUUGCAGAUGAUGGCUAUGGAGUAUCUUACAUUAUAGUAGGAGAGAACAUGAUCAACUUCCACAUCUCCUGCAAGCACUCCUGCACACAGACUGACUCUCACAAGUUUGGUGCGCAGAUCAGACAGGCUCUGUUGGACCUUCUGGCACUGAUCAGCCCAGACCAAAGAGAUCCGACCAGAGGAGGCAAGACACAGGCGAAGAAAGACCUGUAGAUAUAACAGGCAAAGCCUGUGGGGAUGGCGAUGGGCUAAAGAAAUGGAUAGGAAAGACUGAACUGUAGCACGAGUAGGGUGUUCCCAGGGGGAGGGUAAGUGAAGCACAAAAUGCAAAGUAUACAAGAAAUGGGAAGGGCAGCUUGGAGAAAGAGGUUAUGAAACUGUAAAAAUGACUAACAGGAAAAGAAUUUAGAAUUGGAGGGAAGAGGGAGGCUUAUUUAGAUAAGAAAAAAAGGCAAGGCAAGAGCAGUGAUGAGAGGAUGAUGAGUAGGGAAAGAAAAAAGGGAAGUAGAAAGAGUUGCCUCUUUCCGUCGCACUUGAUAAUGAAUGUUCUCAAAAAUGGUCAGUCAUUUUUUUGUUUGUUCUUGUUUUUUUUUUUUUUCCUUGGGCACAACAUAUUGAAAGCCGCACAAUGCAAAACCAUGACCAGACCUCUCACCAAUAACUGGCAUACUGAUGAAUUCCUUAGUUAGGUAUAAGAUGAAUUUCUUUGCGCUAGCUAGCACACCCCUAAACUCAGUGUAAAAUCAUUGUACUCUUGAUUCUCUAGCUUAUUCUGUAUUUGUAUUUAUUGUUUUUAAUUUUUGAUAGAUUCCUAAUCUAGA